GCGACCUCCGUAAGUACUGUAUUGUACCCCUGUCCCCGAUGAUGACAGCCAGAUGAAGCUUCGUGGCCGUUUUAGCGACUGGACACAGCGAGCAGUGUGUGGAAUCGGAAGCUCCCGUCAAGGUAGGUACCUACACAAGCCAACACCCAUAACAGCUUCAACAACAUCGCGACAACGAAUUUUCAAAUCAACCAUCUCGAACCAACACCACCUGCUAGCAACAGCGCAGAGAUACACGAAUCAAUCGAAACGUUCCAUAAUCCCCAAACAAUCAUAACAAUCCGUCACAAUGGGUGGAAAGCGCAAGAACGCGGCUGCCGCCCGCGGCGUCUCCCCCACCCCUUCAGCAACCUCGACGACACCAUCAGCAACAGUCACAACCAAAGUCCAACCCAAAGAUUCCGCUCCUCCCAUUGCCACGACAACCAAUGCCUUUGCUACCAGCACUCAGAUUGAGCCCACGACCACCACUACUACCACCUCUACCACAAAAGCCAGUGGGACUACUAGCAAGAGCAGCAGCAGCAGCAACAUUGACAAGACGGCGGCGGCGGCGGCGGCGGGGGGACAACAAGCAUGGAACAAAGUCUUCAGCAACCUUUUGAGACACUACCAGGACACAACGCCGCAGCGGACCAAGCUGCUUGAUGCCUUCAUGGCCUUCUUGGUGGUAGUGGGCGGGUUACAGUUUUUAUAUUGCGUUUUGGCUGGCAAUUAUCCCUUCAACGCCUUCCUCUCCGGCUUCUCAGCAACAGUCGGCCAAUUCGUCCUGACGGCCUCGCUACGGAUCCAGACGACCGAGGCGAACAAGAGUGAUUUCCCUUCGGUGUCGCCUGAACGAGCCUUUGCCGAUUACCUGGUCUGUAGUUUGAUUCUGCAUUUCUUCUGCGUCAACUUUAUCAACUAGAACAGAAAUCAAUCGAGGAUGAGCGAGCAAAUGAGCGAGGGGGUCAAAAGUGCACCAGCGGGGAUGUGGAGGAUUGUCCUGCGAUUCAGGGGUUGAUAAACAGAUCCAGGUAAAUGAGUGGGAAAUGAUUGAAAGACGGGAACAUGAAGGAAGCAAGCAGGCAGGCGAUCAAGCAAGCAAGCAAUAACAGAACCGUCCAAGAUCUUAAAGGAGCCAGCAGAAGACAAAACAAAGGCGGGAGGGUAAAUUGAAGCAGGUUGGCAUUAAUUAUACCUUUCUUCUUUUCGAUUUACAGUAUGUACAGAUGAUGCUUCAAACUGAAUUGCUCUACUUCCUUCUCCC
Neurospora crassa OR74A is the source of this 1249-nucleotide messenger RNA. Its product is annotated as oligosaccharyl transferase epsilon subunit. Gene Ontology annotation, biological process: protein N-linked glycosylation. Gene Ontology annotation, cellular component: oligosaccharyltransferase complex; membrane. The transcript has 3 exons. The record is from RefSeq and is a predicted model, not a curated record. NCBI's taxonomy places the organism in Eukaryota, Fungi, Ascomycota, Sordariomycetes, Sordariales, Sordariaceae. The coding region runs from base 290 to 907 and encodes 205 amino acids.